This is a messenger RNA of Paramormyrops kingsleyae, 1400 nucleotides long. RefSeq names its product cysteinyl leukotriene receptor 2-like. Gene Ontology annotation, biological process: G protein-coupled receptor signaling pathway. Gene Ontology annotation, cellular component: plasma membrane. The record is from RefSeq and is a predicted model, not a curated record. NCBI's taxonomy places the organism in Eukaryota, Metazoa, Chordata, Actinopteri, Osteoglossiformes, Mormyridae. Gene Ontology annotation, molecular function: G protein-coupled receptor activity.
AACAAUCAUUUCGUGUCGUCUGAUUGUAGUGAUGCCGCUUAGGUAACAAUACUCAAGGAAGCGGUAGGUGGUACUGUGAUGCAGCCUAUACCUGAAGGGAGUGAAUGAAUGGGUUUUUUUACGGUAAGGACGGGUUUUUAAUAUACCACUGAAUACGGGGACAGAGGAAAUUGAUCCUGCAGCAUGCAGCCUUACCUCGUCAAUGGCUCGAACAUAAACGGCAACAUGGAGCCUGACAGUCUGAACCAGUCCACUGAAUUCUGUGGCAAAUUGGGGAAUGCACAGGGGUACUGUUACAUUGUCCUUGGCCUCUGCGCUGUGGCUCUGCCCUUGGGAAUUCUGGGAAACAUCAUCGCUUUGGUGAACUACACCUGUUUCAGAAAAACAUGGACAACCAGCAACAUAUUCCUGCUGAACCUGGCCCUGUGUGACCUCGCAUGGAUACUGACCUUGCCUUUCACUAUCUAUUUUAACCUCCAGAGGUCUCACCUUGGGGGUAUCCAGAUCUUCUGUAAGUUUAAGAAGAUAUCCUUCAACGUAAACACAUACGGCAGCAUAAUGUUCCUGACAUUUGUCAGUUUUGACCGCUAUGCCGGCACCGUACACCCCAUCAGGUCCCUAAUGUGGUGGGACGUGGGUAAAGCCAAAGUGUGCUGUGUUUGCACGUGGACACUCUUGCUCAUCGGCAGUGUCCCAGACCUGUUCUUCACCUUCGCUGUCAAAGGAAACGUGCUCGUCUGCGUGGACCAGACCGAAAUCCCUUUCAGCUAUAUCAAGACCUUCUCCAUUGUACGUGCCGCCAUUGGAUUCGUCCUGCCUUUUGGCAUGAUGUUGACCUUUUAUGUCAUGACAGUCAAGGUUUUGCGCCGCCUGCCUAGAAGUACAAGGGUUCGCCAGAGGUUUGGCAAGCCGCUCUUGUUGCUGUCGGCCGCCAUCUUGGUGUUCGUGGUCUCCUUCGGCCCCUAUCACGUGAUGGCGCUGACAGUGGUGCUCGUGGGGGUUCAGAAGCAGGUGACCAACCGUUCCACACUCUAUAUCUGCUACGAGUUCUCCAAAGUAGUGUGUGCCAUCAGCAGCUGCCUGGACCCCAUCCUCUACAUUCUGGCUGGCGGAAGCUUCCACAAAAGCUGGCUAGCUCUAACCAGACAACGCUGCAUGCACGGGGGGUGCAUGCAGGGCUGCUGCCGGUGUAGGUGUCACAUGCGGCAGCAGCCAGUCGGCUUGGUUGGCGGAGAGGCCUGUCUGCCCACGUGCAUGCCAGUGCCAGAUUGCCCUAGAGUGGCAUGGCCCUCACCAGACACCCCUGGAAAUGCCAGUCACAGCUGGACCAGGCAUGCUAGUGUAAAAGAAGGGUAGAUGCUCCAGCAACAGGAUCCACAAGAGCUACCAAGGUCCUGAGG